UCCCUUGCCUGCAACCCCUGGCAACCGAGCUCAGUCAAAAUGGAUGUUGAUGAAACUCAAGACAUGGAAGCAGAAGAAACGGUCGUAGAAGUCACAGAAGCAGGUGCAAAUACCAGCCGACCACACAGUCCUGAAGAAGAAAAAGCUACAAAUGGGGAAGAGGAAUCAAAGAAGGAGCAUGAUGAAUCAGAAAACAAAGAUGAGGGCAUAACUGAUAAAGAGACAACAGAUGAGCCAGAUGAUGGUGAGGGUGAAAAAGAGGUACCAGAGCCAGAUGAUGGUGAGGGUAAAACAGAGGUACCAGAGCCAGAUGAUGGUGAGGGUAAAACAGAAGUACCAGAGCUGGAUUUUAGUGAGGAUAAAACAGAGGUACCAGAGCCAGAUGUUGGUGAUGGUAAAGCAGCGGUGGAAGAAGCAGAAGCUGGAUAUGAGAUUAUGGCUGAAGUCAAGGAAAAGGCUCAAGAUAAUGAAGACGGUCAAUUAGAAAAGACUGACAGUGCAAAAGAGGGACCAGUAAAUAACCUUGAGCCUUCAAGUGUGGUAGAGGCUGAAAAGGAGGUGGAGGGAGAGGCAACUGGUGCUACAGAAGAUGGAGGUCAAAGAGAUGCAGCAGAGAAUGAGAAAGAACAAGAAGAAGCAGAGAAUGAGGAAAGAGAUAAAGAAAAUGCAGAUAAUGGAGAGGAGGAAAGCACAUACAUAAGAAUGAAGGAUGAAGAUGAAAAGAAAAUUGCUGCAGAUUUUUACUACAAUUUUGAGGAGUUUAUGUCCAAAGCUAGGGUCACAGAGGGAUCUGGUCUUCCUAGUGACCUCCUAUCUCUACAACACUCUUUUGGCUAUGAUUGCAAACGGCGCCACAACCUUCAUCUUCUGGAUGAAAACCAUUUGCUUUUCAUUGCUGGUAAUGUCUUGCAGAUCCUGAAUGUCCGUACCAAGAAGCAGACGUAUAUCCGGAGUACAAGUGGAGGCAGCAUAGGUGCCUUAGCUGUUCACCCAAGCCGAAAAUAUUUUGCUGUUGGAGAAAAAGGGAAGGCACCGAACAUAAAUAUCUUUGAAUACCCAUCUUUAAAGUUGUACCGCAUCUUACGUGGUGGGACCGAGGCAUCUUAUGCCUCACUAAACUACAGUCCUGAUGGUGAGUUGUUGGCUUCUCAAGGAGGUGACCCAGAUUACAUGCUGACAGUGUGGAACUGGAGAGAAGAAAAGAUCAUGCUACGCUCUAAGGCUUUCUCUCAGGAUGUUUUCCGUGUAACUUUUGCAUCCGAACUGGAAGGGCAGCUGACCACUGCUGGAACUUCCCACAUUCGGUUCUGGAAGAUGGCAGACACAUUCACAGGACUCAAGCUUCAGGGAGAGCUGGGACGUUUUGGUCGAACACAGAUCUCUGAUAUUGAGGGUUAUGUGGAGUUACCAGAUGGCAAAGUGUUGUCUGGAUGUGAUUGGGGAAACCUUCUGCUUUGGGAUGGAGGGCUGAUCAAAGUGGAGGUCACAAAGAGAGGUCGUAAGUCGUGCCACAGUGGACCAAUCAUGCAAAUUCUUCUUGAUGAAGGAGAGCUGAUUACCGUGGGAGUGGAUGGCUAUAUCAGAGUGUGGGAUUUUGAGACUAUUGACACAGCAGAUCAGACAGAUGAAUCUGGACUUUUUGAAAUGGAUCCCAUGAAUGAAUUACGUGUUGGGCAAGAUGUUCAGCUGUACGGUAUUGUGAAGUCUAUCGACGAAGAAAAUGAACCAACCAUCUGGUAUGCUCAGGAUGCUAAUGGAGGGAUCUGGAGGCUGGAUCUUUCCUUUUCUCACACAUCCCAAGCUCCAGAGAAGCUUAUGACAUACCAUUCUGGGUCCAUCCUGGGUUGUGUUACUUCCCCUAAUACUCACCUUGCAGCCUCUGUCGGUUUGGACCACUCUGUGAGAGUGUUUGACUAUGGACAGCAAAAGCAGCUUUCUGAGUCCCAUUUCAAUGCUGGGGGGUCAUCCAUUUUGUGGGCGCCUCAAAUUGUUGAUCCUAAGGGCAAGACUGUGGUAGCAGGAUUCACAGAUGGUGUGGUUCGAAUUCUAACUGUUAGCCAGAUGCCGGAGGACAUACCCCGAAACAAAAAGGGUGAAUGUGAAGUGGCUUUGAAACAAGUAUUCAAACCUCAUAGCAAGGCCGUCACCUCCAUGGCUUAUGAUGGCAAAGGACAAAUACUUGCAACAGGGGGCCAGGAUGCUACAGUAUUCUUCAUGAAUAUAGGCAAUCCAUAUGAGCCAGUUGGAUUCAUUAAAGUUCCUGCACCAGUCAGACAGCUAUUAUGGACUCCAGAAAAAUUUAACAAGCAAGCACUGCUGGUUGUUUGUGAUGAGGGCAUUGUGGUUGAGCUAGGUGUGCCAGAUGUGGACAAACUGGACACAGCUCGCACCUUUGAGAUUAAAGAUGUAACUGUGAGGCAGUACACAUUCCAUAGCAUCAAGUCACGUCUUAGGCAUGAAGAGGAGCUGGAGAGGAAAAAGAUUGAGGAGGAAGAGAGAAAGAAGAAAGAGGAAGAAGAGAGGAGAAGACGAAUUGAACGUGGACUGGAGACAGAGUCUGAACAUGGAGAUGAACAUGAUGAACAUUCAAAAGCUGUUCAUGAUGACUGGCAGCCAUUCAUCCCCAAAGAACCAUCACCAAUCUUGCAUGCCUUUUAUGAUGUGAAUGAAGAAGAAUAUUUCUGGUUGUCUAUGGGAGAGUUUGAUUCAGGAUACCUAUACAAAUGCAAGUUCACAUCUCCUGAAGAAAAGACAAAGAUACGUCCAGAUGCUGCUGAUGAACCUGUACUGGCAGUUCCAAUUGUUGAGUCAGAUGAUAUACCUAUCAGUACCUUGAUUUUUAGUGUGUCGGGUAAUCAAGCUCUCAUGGGUAUGCAGGAUGGCAGCAUUCGGGUGCAGACUCUACUGAAGCCAUUCUCUUUCACUGAUAUACGGACGUAUUGGUGCCUGCCUAUGCAUGAUGCUCAGACAGGGAGAGUCUGGCUCCUUGCUCUGACAUAUGAAAACACACAGCUGCUGAGUGUAGGAGAUGAUGGAAAUUUCUUCCUGUUCAGCUACAUGGCAGAUGAGGAGCUGCAGAGAAGGAUAGCAGAGUACAAAGCAAAGCUGCCAUCUGCCCGGGUAUGCUUAAAACUUAUUUUUGUAAAUACAAUUUACACUUUAUUAGCGCAUCAUGUAAGAAAGGCAUUAAGCGAAAAGGCAGAGCAUGAUAACAUGAUGAAGGAGGCAGAAGAGAAAAAGCGAGAUGUUCGACGACAAUUGCAAACUACGACGACAGCUUUCAAGUCCAUCUUAGAGUACAGAAUGAGACACUCGUACCUAAGGCACAAACAGCUACCCUCGGAGGAAUUUGAAAUGGACAGAGAGAUAAAAGUGGAGCUAGAGCGCCAGAUAAGUGAUCGUGUUUCUCUUGUACGGAAAGAAAUGGCGUGGGAGUCUGAGAAACAGCGCCUAGCUUUGGAAAAGCUUCGGAAGAGAUUUAAAGAUGUGGUGGAGUGUGAGCAGAUUGUUGUGAAGACCUUCAUGAGCUCACAUGAAGUCACAAGUUUCCGCGCCAGCAAACUAUCCGAUGACUUCUACCAGCUGAAGGCUGAGUAUGAGCGAAAGAAGACUCAAGGAACAACGAAAGAUGAUUUUACAAGAGAUCCAACUCGGGAUCUUUUGGCAGGCCAACAAAGAGCUGCAGAAGGCAUAGGCCAAGGUGGAGAUGCUGUUGAUGAGGCUGGGGCAGCAUCAAAAGUGACAACGACCUUGAAAGGCAGCAUGGGGGAACGUAUCACCAAGGCGCUACUCAAAGUUGAAGAGAAGAAGAAGAAAAGGGCAAUACGCAAAGCCAUGUGGGAAGCUUAUUCUUCAAAGCCAGAUGACCAGUAUGAGGACCCUGCUGAUGUGGCUGCCAUCCAUGAAGCCAAAGAAAAUAUGGGUGAACAAACUCAAAACAGCCUGGACUAUGUUGUACCAGACCAUCUACGCAUGAAUGUGGAAAAAGCGGGUCGUCUUCUAGUCCUGAAGGACCAGAUCCAUGAUUACAAAUAUGACUUUAAUGUGCGACUCUUGGCAUUGCGAGACAAAAAGAUCCGCAUCAUCGAAGAGAUCCGUGAUCUUGUGAAGCAGCUUGUUCAGAUUCAUUUGCACCUGGAUUCUCAGAAACACAAACCAGUUCCACCCAUACCUGAACUGCACUUUGAUGAGAUGCCUGAGAAGCGAUUGGAGUACACACGAGAUUCACUGAUUCGUAUGAUAAACUACUAUAGAAGUACUUUAAGAAGCAAAAUAACUAUUUCAUCUGUGUCUAAGAAGUCUUUUUUAGGUCCAGUGGGACAAGGCUCAAACCAGGCUAAUAAGCAAAUAUCAUUUGCCAGCAGUAUGACACAAUCCCAGGAGCCCUUGAGUGCACUUGACCGAAAUGAACCAGAUGAAUUUGCAGAAGAAUUAUCUCCUUUGGAAAAGGAAAUUCGUCUCAUUGAGCAAAUAAAACUUGAGUAUGAACAAUCUCAUCUUCUUGAGCGUAUCACUGACCUCGUCCAGAAAUUUGAUGCUGAGCUGCUUAUGCUAAGACAUGAAAAAUUUCAAAUGGACAUCAUCAUGACAAAUGCUGACCUCAGACAGGUGACACUGUUUGAAGAGCUGGUCCUACUGAAGGAGUAUGAAAAGAGUGAAGAUGUACUGGCUGAGAAAGUCACGUCCAAGCAGCAGGAGAAAUUGGACAUGCAGAGUAAGAUUCUGGAGGUGCAAGGUAAGCUGGAGGCAAAACGAAAAGACAUUGAGAAGCUUCAGGAAAGGGAGAAAGCAGUCCAUCAAGCAUUCCUGCAGUCUUUGGGCGACAACAACAAGUUUGCUGACUACCUCACAAAAGUCUUCCGCAAGAAGAUAAAGAGAACAAAGAAGAAAACCACAGAAGGGGAAGGGUCUGAUGAUGAUAGUGAUGAAGACUCCGAUGAUGAUUCGGACUGGGAGGAGUCAGAUGGAGAGUCAGAGUCAGAGACAGGAGGCUAUGACCUUGACAUUUGUCCACCUGGCUGUGAUCAGACACUCUACGAUAGCACCACCACCAUGCGGGAAAAGCGGUUGGAUGCUGAAGAAGCUCUAGCAGAAGAGAAGAAAAACAAUGAAGCCUUGAAAAAGGAGCUGGAUGCACUGCAGAAGAAAGCUCGUGUCAUUGAGUCAUCUCUUAAAACAGCACAGAGUGAAUUAGAAGCAUUUCAGCUGGAGAAGCAACAGAAGCUGAACGAGCUGGACAUUGUGGCCACGCUGUGUUUGCAUCAGAUCCAGCAUGUAAUUAACUCUGUGUUGCCCUCUGACCUCAGCCAGACACUGGUCUUUGAGCUGGCUGGGGUGAUCAGACUUCAGCAAAGGAUCAAGGAGCUGGAACAUGAGAAAUUCUUGCAGAAGAAACAAAUGAAGGAAGCUCGCAAGAAACAUGUCCAACUUAUCAAAGACAGGCGCCACUUUGAUGCCAAAAUUUCUAAGAUGGAGACCAAAUGUAGCACUAUGAUGGCAGCAAAGUUUGGGCGAAUUGUUGAUCUUGAAAAACUAGAAACUGUCACAGUGAACCGUACUAUUGAAGAACUGAAGGAAAAACUGCAGCAGAUAGAAACGGAGUGCGCUACAGAGUUGCAUAAAAUGGAUGAGGAGAUCUCGAACAAGCGAGAACAAAUGGUGAAAAUUAUUCGUGGAAAUACACAGCGUCUUGAGCAAAUGGGAAUGUUGGUGUCAGAACACAAUUUGUUCCAGGAGGAUCUGGACAAAAGGCAAAAAGAUGUGGGAGAUGACUUUGUCAGCACACGGCCGGCUGAUGCGCGUGAGCGUCAGCGCCUGAUCCAGUUGGUGCAGCUGCAGGCACAGGAGAUUGAAGCACUCAAGGAUGAGAUCCUACUGUUGUCCCGAAAGGGUGGCCACAUCCUGCCCCCUGCCCAGCCACCCAUGUCACAUGUUUCUUAGCACGGCACCUGUCCCAUCACCUCUCCAUUGCUUUUCAUUUGUUUCAUGAAAGACUUAAAUAUAAAUUUUACUGUUAUUGCUUAUGACUAGCCUCCGUGGUUUAGUUCUGCUGAAAUAAGAACAUUACUUUCAAAUUAUGUACUGAAUGUAAGCUUUACAAUUAAUAAGCAAAGAUGUUUGUUUUAUGAGUUAAAUUACUGACAGAUUUUUGUUUAUGAUAACAGCUGAGGAAUGAACAUUUUUUUAACUUCAGAUUUUUAAAUGAAAUCAUGCAUUUAUUAUUGUUUGAAGCAUGAGGCCUUAAAUAAAAGCGCAAUUAAAAACAAAAGUCUAAUAUGUAAGAAAUUAGUUUCAAAGAUAAAAGACUAAAAGAAAAAUUGUGCAAGAUUAAAUUAAGGUCGACAAACAAUUAAAAGCUGUGGAGAAUUCACGAGGGAUUUUUAAACAAAAUUUAGAUAAGCAGAAUGGCUGUUUGUGAUCUAUGUAUAUAUUAAUCACUGCAUAAUAUAAUGUUAUAUUUAGCAGUAAAGAUUUAUAAAAGCAAAA
Molecule: messenger RNA, 6486 nt
Organism: Pomacea canaliculata
Lineage: Eukaryota; Metazoa; Mollusca; Gastropoda; Architaenioglossa; Ampullariidae
Product: cilia- and flagella-associated protein 44-like
Molecular function (GO): protein binding
Source: RefSeq, a predicted model, not a curated record